UAACACGAUUAGACACCCGACAUACUAAUAUUUCAUUUAAUUAAAGCUGAAUCAUUUGAUAGCUCUUUCAGAUAUGCUCUAUUAAUUUGACGCACUAAUCAAAUGGCAGGCAAGAAGAAAGAAGCGAGUCUGCAGGCGUCUGUCACAAACCAGGAGCAAUGGGAGGAGAUGCUUUCAACCAAAGGUUUAACAGUUGUAGAUGUUUACCAGCAGUGGUGUGGGCCGUGUCGAGCUGUGGUUAGUCUCCUACGGAAAAUAAAGAACGAACUGGGUGACGACCUAUUGCACUUUGCCACAGCCGAGGCAGACAGCAUUGAUGCUUUGGAGAAAUAUCGUGGUAAAUGCGAGCCCACCUUCCUCUUCUAUGGGGGUGGGGAGCUGGUGGCGGUGCUGCGAGGCGCUAAAGCUCCUCUUCUUCAGAGGAUGAUUGUGGAGGAACUGGGCAAGGAGAAGUUGGUCCUGGAGCAAGGAGGAGAACGCAGAGCGGUUAAAGAUGACGGUCUGGUGGAUGAUGAGAGGAAAGAGGAAGAGGAGACACCACAGCAGUCCGAGAAUGAAGACAGCAUAAUUGUUCCUGCCAGUAAGUCCUACACAGUUGCUCUCAUCAAACCAGAUGCUGUUGCUCACGGCAAGGCAAAUGAGAUCAUUAUGAAGAUUCAAGACGCUGGGUUUGAGAUCCUGGCCCACGAGGAGCGCACGCUGACAGAGGCAGAGGCUCGAGAUUUCUACCAGCACAAAGCAGAAGAGGCUUGCUUUGAGGACUUGGUGCAGUUUAUGUCUGGCGGACCGUCCCAUAUUCUGGUACUGUCUCAGGUUGAGGGCUCAUCUAAUGUUGUCCCAGCAUGGAGAGAGUUCAUUGGGCCAGCAGAUAUAGAGGAAGCCCGGAGAGAAAACCCAGAAAGCUUGCGGGCACAAUACGGCACACAGACACUGUUCAACGCCGUGCACGGUAGUGAGGACAUGGACCACGCCAGCAGGGAGCUCGCCUUCUUCUUCCCCAACUUUAGGACGGCCUCGCUAGCAGAGCAGGAUGGGGAGGAAGAGCGUGUGGAGAGGACACUGGCUCUCAUCCGGCCUGACGUUGCCAGAGAAAACAGAGAGGAGAUCUUGACUCAAAUCCACAAGUCAGGCUUCAGCGUGGCUCUCCAAAGAGAGGUGAUGUUGAGCGAAGAGCAGGUCCGACAGUUUUACUUCCAACACGUUGAGGAGGAAUACUUCCCUGCCCUGCUCCGAAGCAUGACCAGUGGUCCAGUGCUAGCUCUGGCUCUGGCCAGAACAGGAGCUGUGGAAAACUGGAAGAACAUCCUCGGUCCUACAGACGUUAAUAAAGCCAAAGAGGAGAGUCCUGAAAGUCUAAGAGCCCAGUUUGCUGUGGAGAACGAGCCCAUCAACCAGCUGCACGGCAGUGAAAGCCACGAAGAGGCAGAGAGAGAGAUCGACUUCUUCUUCCCCAAACAGCAAACACUGGCAGUGAUCAAACCUGACGCCAUGGAGGAGCACAGAGAAAAGAUUUUGCAGGAGAUCAGAGGAAGCGGUUUCUCUGUGACGCAGCUGAAGAAGACGGUGCUUUCAAGGGAGAUGGCUGAGGAGUUUUACAAAGAGCACAGAGAAAAGCCUUUCUUCAACCAACUGGUGGAAUUCAUGUGCCGUGGGCCCUGUAUGAUGCUGGUCCUGACCAAGGAGAAUGCAGUGGAGGAGUGGAGAGCCAUGAUGGGCCCCACUGACCCGGACCAGGCUAAAGAGACGUCCCCAGACUCUCUGAGGGCCCGUUUUGCCUCCGACAUCCUCCAGAACUCGGUCCACGGCUCCUCAAAUGAGCAGCAUGCAGAGGAGAAGAUCCGUUUUAUCUUCGGCGACAUCUGCUCAGACGCAGAGCUCACCGGUGAUGGAGAGACUGACACAAGCGUUUUAGCAAAAGAGCAAGAGAGUUCUGCCGAUGAAAACAUGGGAAUGUCAAGAUCUCCAACGGAAGAAAUGUCCAAUAACCAUCAGGAAGGUGAGCCACAUAGUUCUGAUCCUAGCAGCCCACAGACUGAAGGAAGUGACGACCCAGAGCACUGAAUCAGCACAUUUAGUAGUUUCUCUUGUAUUUUUGGAUUAUUUUGUAACAGUAUGCAUCAUCUGUCCUCUCAUGAAUCAUGAAAUAAACACAUAUCUGACAUUUACACACUCAAUAGACAUGGAGAUGGUGGAUUGUAGCACCCUAUAAUGUAAUAAUUUCCUGAUGAUGUAAUAACGCCUGAAAAUGAAAUAAAAUUUGCAAUGAUGUCAAUCAAAAAUGUAAUAAAACCCAAUAAUGUA
This is a messenger RNA of Centropristis striata (black sea bass), 2301 nucleotides long. RefSeq names its product NME/NM23 family member 9 (gene nme9). Gene Ontology annotation, biological process: CTP biosynthetic process; GTP biosynthetic process; UTP biosynthetic process. The transcript has 17 exons. Gene Ontology annotation, molecular function: nucleoside diphosphate kinase activity. NCBI's taxonomy places the organism in Eukaryota, Metazoa, Chordata, Actinopteri, Perciformes, Serranidae. The coding region runs from base 103 to 2061 and encodes 652 amino acids. The record is from RefSeq and is a predicted model, not a curated record.